UUAAAGCGUAUUCAUGUGUGUCCAAAACCACUGUUAUAUCAUAUCAUGCAGUGAAAAUCGUCGCACUAUUUCGUUUUUCGCGGAGAUGCAGAAGGAAUAAGUUGUAUGAAUGGGUGAUAAAAUGCGAGGAGUCUUGUUAUUCUUGGUGAUAGUGGCAGUUUCAUCUGUCAGAUCACUGCAUCCGCAACCGAAAGGCGAAACAUCUAAAGUAAAAGACAAUGCAAGCGCUAAUAACAAAAAUAGUUAUGGAUUUACCAAAACAAAAAAAGGUAAAAGGCCGAGCAGAAUUGGAAAUAUCGACGUUAAUUGGAUAAGAACAGUUGGUGCUGAUAUCGGUCUACGUGGUCUAGCUCAAGCUAAAGCCACAAACGGUGGAACAGAUGCACCAAACUACGCUAACUACGCGCCACCAGUAGAUGGUUUGAAGAGCUACAACACUAAUAAUCAAUAUAAAUCCAAAGAUAUUGACAUCACUCAAAAGUACAGUAACAAUAAAUUAAAUAUAAGUAGAGAAAUGUUAGGGAAAUAUUUAAGGGCAUACGGAAAUGGAGGCCAACAAACCGAUAACUCAAAUUCAAAUGCACAACAAUCAAACAUGUCCUGGAAGUUUAAACAGACAAAGAAUUACGACGGGAAUGUUCAAAUGGACGGAAACUCGGGAAAGCCAAAAAUAAAGAUCACUAAACAGAAAUAUUCAAACCAAUUCAAAAUAAACAAGGCUUAUGAUCCUUGGAAACCAGACUUUGGCACAAAUGAUUUCGGAAAUAAAGAGAGUCAAGUUCAACAGGUAACCACUUAUACCUCUGACUCCAACAAGUACAAAACAAAAGGAUUUGCAAAACCUAGUAAGCCAGUGUCUUUAAAUUACAAAACAGUGCAAACCCAAUUGAAGCCUGAUUUUGGUAAACCUGGUAAGCAAAAACUUCAAAGUCAACAAACAUCGUAUAAAUCAGCUGAAAACCUUGAAAAAUAUACGUUAUCAAAAUCUAGUAAAAAAUCUGUUACAAGUGAAUCUAUACAUAAUUCAAAUGGGAAACAAGUAGAAUACAAAUCUUCGGAAAUCAAAUUCGGUAAACCUCAGGUACAAAAAUCAUACAAAACAAAGAUGAUACCGGAGGUUAGUUAUAGAAACGCACAACCAUCGACUCAUAAAAAGAUGCCCCACAACUCGCCUGUGACAUUAUUAUCUUCAAACAACAAGAACAAGUUUGAAGACUUUGAAAAGGUUAAUACGAAAACAGUACUUGAAACUUUAAGAAAAGAAUAUUAUAAACAGCUAGGAAACAUGAAUGUGAAAAUGUAUUCCGUUGGAAAGCAAUCGACUCUAUAUGAUUCUGCUAAGAAUGGUAUGAAUCAACACAAGAUAAAGUAUAUAAAUAAUAUAAAUCCUGCUUAUUCGAAACUGGACAUGUCUGAAGUGCAAGGAUCCUAUGAUAAAAAGUCAAAUAAUCUUGAACAAAAUGUUAGAAGUUCGGUGACAAUGGUGCAAAAGUCCGAAAAAUUGAAACAUUUGACAUCUUACACAGGUAAAUCUGACUCGGGAUCUUCCUCAAAUAUGAUGCCGGACUUUGGUAAGCCAGAGAAGUCAACAAUCAACGUCAAUAAUGAUAAAAUCUACAAAUCUGGAAAAUCUACAUUCCCGAAAUCAGACUUUGGGAAGCCAGAAAGUGUUGUUACCUACAUUAAAAAUAAUGAUAAAUCAGGAAAACCUUCAUAUUCAAAACCAGACUUUGGGAAGCCUGAUAAUUCUGGAAAAUCUACAUACCCGAAACCAGAUUUUGGGAAGCCUGAUAAAUCUGUAAAAUCUACAUAUCCAAAACCAGACUUCGGGAAGCCUGAUAAUUCUGUAAAAUCUACAUACCCGAAACCAGACUUUGGGAAACCUGGUAAAUCCGGAAAAUCUACAUAUCCAAAACCAGACUUUGGAAAGCCUGACACAUCUGGAAAAUCUACAUACCAAAAACCAGACUUUGGGAAGCCAGAUAAUUCUGGAAAAUCUACAUACCCAAAACCAGACUUUGGGAAACCUGAUAGAUCUGGAAAAUCUACAUACCCAAAACCAGACUUUGGGAAGCCUGAUAAUUCUGGAAAAUCUACAUACCCGACACCAGACUUUGGGAAGCCUGGUAAUUCUGGGAAAUCAACAUAUCCGAAGAUAGACCUUGUUAAGCAAGAAAGUGUUGUUACCUACAUUAAAAAUGAUGAUAAGGUAGGAAAAUCUACAUACACAAAACUAGACGUUGGGAAGCUUGAUAAUUCUGGAAAAUCUACUUAUCUGAAACCAGACUCUGGGAUGCCUGGUAAGUCUGGAAAAUCCACAUACCCCAAACCAGACUUUGGAAAGCCUGGUAAAUCUGGAAAAUCCACAUAUCUGAAACCAAACUUUGGGAAGCCAGAUAAUUCUGGAAAAUCUACAUACCCAAAACCAGACUUUGGGAAACCUGAUAAAUCUGGAAAAUCUACAUAUCCAAAACCAGACUUUGGAAAGCCUGAUAAUACUGGAAAAUCUACAUACCCGAAACCUGACUUCGGGAAGCCUGGUUAUUCUGGGAAAUCAACAUAUCCGAAGAUAGACUUUGUAAAGCAAGAAAGUGUUGUCACCUACAUUACAAAUAAUGAUAAAGUAGGAAAAUCUACAUACACAAAACUAGACGUUGGGAAGCCAGAUAAUUCUGGAAAAUCUACAUACCCAAAACAAGACUUUGGGAAGCCUGAUAAAUCUGGAAAAUCUACAUAUCCGAAACCAGACUUUGGGAAACCUGAUAAAUCUGGAAAAUCUACUAAUCUGAAACCAGACUUUGGGAUGCCUGGUAAUUCUGGGAAAUCUACAUACCCGAAACCGGACUUUGAGAAGCCAGAUAGUCCUGGAAAAUCAACAUAUUUGAAACCAGACUUUGGGAAGCCAGAUAAUUCUGGUAAAUCUACAUAUCCAAAACCAGACUUUGGGAAACCUUAUAAAUCUGGAAAAUCUACUUAUCCGAAACAAAACUUUGGGAAGCCUGAUAAUUCUGGGAAAUCAACAUAUCUGAAACCAGACUUUAGAAAGCAAGAAAGUGUUGUUACCUACAUUAAAAAUAAUGAAAACAUAGGAAAGUCUACAUACACAAAACUAGACUUUGGGAAGAUUGAUAAAUCUACUUAUCUGAAACCAGACAUUGGGAUGCCUGGUUACUCUGAAAAGGCUACAUACCCAAAACCAGACUUUGGAAAGCCAGGUAGUUCUGAAAAAUCUGCAUAUCCCAAACCAGACUUUGGAAAACCUGACAAAUCUGGUCAAUCUGCAUAUCCAAAACCAGAGUUUGAGAUGCCUGGCAAAUUGGGAAAAUCUACUUAUCCGAAACCAGAAUUUGGGAUGCCUGAUAAUUCUGGAAAAUCUACAUAUCCAAAACCAGACUUUAGGAAGCCCGAUAAUUCUGGAAAAUCUACAUACCCGAAACCAGACUUUGGGAAGCCUGAUAAAUCCGGAAAAUCUACAUAUCCAAAACCAGACUUUGGAAAGCCUGACAAAUCUGGGAAAUCUACAUACCAAAAACCAGACUUUGGGAAGCCUGAUAAUUCUGGAAAAUCUACAUACCCAAAACCAGACUUUGGGAAGCCUGAUAAUUCUGGAAAAUCUACAUACCCGAAACCAGACUUUGGGAAGCCUGAUAAUUCUGGGAAAUCAACAUAUCCGAAGAUAGACUUUGCAAAGCAAGAAAGUGUUGUUACCUACAUUAAAAAUAAUGAUAAAGUAGGAAAAUCUACAUACACAAAACUAGACUUUGGGAAGCUUGACAAUUCUGGAAAAUCUACAUAUCCAAAACCAGACUUUGGAAAGCCUGACAAAUCUGGAAAAUCUACAUACCAGAAACCAGACUUUGGGAAGCCUGAUAAUUCUGGAAAAUCUACAUACCAAAAACCAGACUUUGGGGGGCCUGAUAAAUCUGGAAAAUCUACAUACCAGAAGCAAAACUUUGGGAAAACAGAAAGUGUGGUUACCUACGUUAAUAAAAAUCAAGCCGAAAAAUCUACAUAUCCCAAACCAGAUUUCGGCAAGCCUGAUAAAUCUGGAAAAUCUACAUACUCGAAACCUGACUUCGGGAAGCCAACAAGUGUAGCUUCUUAUAACGGAAAUAAUGAUAAACCAGGAAAAUUAUCAUACCCGAAACCAGACUUUGGGAAGCCAGAUAGUAUUGUUUCCUACGUGAAUAAAGAUAAAUCUGGAAAAUCCAUAUACCCGAAACCAAACUUUGGAAAGCCUGGUAAACCUGAAAAAUCUACAUACCCGAAACCAGACUUUGGGAAGCCUGGUAAACCUGAAAAAUCUACAUAUCCAAAACCAGAUUUCGGGAAGCCAGAAAGUGUAGUUUCCUACGUAAAUAAAGAUAAAUCUGGAAAAUCCACAUACCCGAAACCAGAUUUUGGAAAGCCUGGUAAAUCUGGACAAAACACAUACCCGAAACCAAACUUUGGGAAGCCUGGUAAACCUGAAAAAUCUACAUACCCGAAACCAGACAGCUCAGUUACAUACAAUGGAAAUAAUAAUAAACCAGGGAAAUCAACAUACUCGAAACCAGAUUUCGGGAAGCCUGAUAAACCUAAACAAUCUACUUACUUGAUACCAGACUUUGGGAAACCAGAAAGUGUAGUUUCCUACCAGGUAAAUAAUGAUAAAAGCGUUGAAGCUAAAGGAAAGGUAAUGAAAACAGUUUCCUUCACAGCAGCUAAUAAUAAACUUAAAUCUGAAAAGUUUGAAAAACCUACAAAUUCAAAAAUAAGUUAUGUAAAGCCUGAAAGUCCAGUUAUCUACAAACCAGUUGAUGGACAACAAAAGAAAGAAAUUCAAGGGAAUGCAAACUAUGACAAACCAAGUCAAAAGGUAGGAAGUAUUAAGUACAUUAAACCGGACUUUCAAAAGCCGAGGGAGGCAAAUUCCAACAUGUAUUCGGAAAAUAUCCCAGACAAACCAAACUUUGGUAAACCAGAAAAGUCAAAGGGCGCAGAUUCUUACAGACCAACUAAUGAAAAUCAAAAUCUGAACUUCGGAAAGCCUGGUAAAGCAAAACCAUACAAUGUACUUAAUAAUAAACCUUCUGUUGGCAAACCUUAUAAGCCUACAUUUAGAAAUACAGAGACUAAAAGCAUGAAUGGAAACACAUACAAUCCAUCAGAGGAAACGUAUCUUACAUCAGCAUCUCAAAAUAUUGAUAUAAAUGCAAAAUCUGUUUUAGAAACCCUUAAAAGAUUUUACAUGCUUCAAAAUAAAGGAACAACAGGAUCAAAUUCUGUCGCCGGCAAAUUCGAUUUUGGCAAGCCAGAAAAAGAAAAUUCCUACAAACCAGUAUCCAAAGGAUCAACAAGCUAUCAACCUGAGCAGAGCAAAUCUAAAAAGAUUAUGAUUGAUAAAUCAAAAGCUAACACUGACAAGGUCAAGCCUUAUCAACCUAAAUACGAACAAAAACAAAACAAUUAUCCAUCAAAACCUUAUUUCGGUAAACCGUCUAAACCAGAUUCUAUUAGCUCAAACACAGUUGUAUCAAAACCAAUCUCUAAGUCAAAAAAAGUUAAAACCAUUUUUGAAGGAAAGGUUGUUUCUUCAGAAAACACAGUAGACUACAGUCAGUCACAACUUGAUAUCAGAGAUAUACUUUCAAAGAGUUCCCUUUUAAACAAAUUAUCUUCAUCAAGUUCUAACAAAUUUGAUUUUGGAAAUGCAAAGAGUGUGUUGGAGGCCUUGAACAACAUGUAUUUAACUCAAAACAAUAUGAACAAUCAAAAUCGUUUGGUAAAGGCGUCUAAAUCUACCAUGACACAAUCACAGUCUUAUCAGCCUACGUACGGACAGAAUAUGGAUAAUAGCAAAACGAAACCUAACUUUGGAAAGCCUUCAAAACCUCAAAACUAUCAGCCUUCAAGCGGACAAAACAAUGAUAAUAGUCAAGUAAAACCUAAUUUUGGAACGCCUUCCAAACCUCAGACUUAUAAACCUACAAGCGUAAAUUACAAAGAUACUAGUAUUUCAAAACCUGACUUUGGAAAACCUUCAAAGCCUCAAAUAUAUAAGCCUCAAAAUGGGGACAUGAGCAAUAACAGUCCAGCGAAACCUGAUUUUAGAAAACCUUCAAAACCCCAGCCCUACCAACCUCAAAAUGGCAAAAACACCGACAACAGUCAAGUGAAACCUAACUUUGGAAAACCUUCAAAACCCCAGACGUAUCAACCUCAAAACGGGCAAAACAAUGAUAACAGUCCAAUGAAACCUGUUUUUGGAAAACCUUCAAAACCUGGGACUUAUCAACCUCAAACUGGGCAAAACAAUAAUAACAGUCCAAUGAAACCUAGUUUUGGAAAACCCUCAAAACCCCAGACUUACAAACCUCAAACUGGGCAAAACAAUAAUAACAGUCCAAUGAAACCUGUUUUUGGAAAACCUUCAAAACCCAAUGCUUACAAACCUCAAACUGGGCAAAACAAUAAUAAUGGUCCAAUGAAACCUGAUUUUGGAAAACCGUCAAAACCCACGGCUCACCAACCACAAAACGGACAAAACAAUGAUAACAGUAUAGUAAAACCAGACUUUGGAAAACCUUCAAAACCCCAGCCCUACCAACCUCAAAAAGGUCAAAACACAGACAACAGUCAAUUGAAGCCUAACUUUGGAAAACCAUCGAAACCCCAGACUUAUCAACCUCAAACAGUACAAAACAAUGAUAACAGUCCAAUGAAACCUGGUUUUGGAAAACCUUCAAAACCCAAUACUUACCAACCUAAAUCUGGGCAAAACAAUGAUAAAAGUCCGAUGAAACCUGAUUUUGGAAAACCUUCAAAACCCGGUACUUAUCAACCUCAAACUGGACAAAACAAUAAUAACAGUCCAAUGAAACCUGUUUUUGGAAAACCUUCAAAAUCCCAGUCCUACCAACCUCAAACUGGGCAAAACAAUAAUAACAGUCCAAUGAAACCUGGUUUUGGAAAACCUUCAAAACCCAAUACUUACCAACCUAAAUCUGGGCAAAACAAUGAUAAAAGUCCGAUGAAACCUGAUUUUGGAAAACCUUCAAAACCCGGUACUUAUCAACCUCAAACUGGACAAAACAAUAAUAACAGUCCAAUGAAACCUGUUUUUGGAAAACCUUCAAAAUCCCAGUCCUACCAACCUCAAACUGGGCAAAACAAUAAUAACAGUCCAAUGAAACCUGGUUUUGGAAAACCCUCAAAACCCAAUACUUACCAACCUCAAACUGGGAAAAACAAUAAUAAUGGUCCAACGAAACCUGAUUUUGGAAAACCUUCAAAACCCGGUACUUAUCAACCUCAAACUGGGCAAAACAAUGAUAACAGUCCAAUGAAACCUGUUUUUGGAAAACCCUCAAAACCCAAUGCUUACCAACCACAAAACGGGCAAAACAAUGAUAAUGGUCCAAUGAAACCUGAUUUUGGAAAACCGUCAAAACCAACAGCUUACCAACCACAAAACGGACAAAACAAGGAUAACAGUCAAGUAAAACCAGACUUUGGAAAACCUUCAAAACCCCAGCUCUACCAAUCUCAAACUGGGCAAAGCAAUGAUAACAGUCCAAUGCAACCUGUUUUUGGAAAACCCUCAAAACCCAAUGCUUACCAACCACAAAACGGGCAAAACAAUGAUAAUGGUCCAAUGAAACCUGAUUUUGGAAAACCGUCAAAACCAACAGCUUACCAACCACAAAACGGACAAAACAAGGAUAACAGUCAAGUAAAACCAGACUUUGGAAAACCUUCAAAACCCCAGCUCUACCAACCUCAAAAUGGCAAAAACACAGACAACAGUCAAAUGAAACCUAACUUUGGAAAACCAUUGAAACCCCAGACUUAUCAACCUCAAACUGGGCAAAGCAAUAAUAAUGAUCCAAUUAAACCUGAUUUUGGAAAACCUUCAAAACCCAAUGCUUACCAACCACAAACUGGGCAAAACAAUAAUAAUGGUCCAAUUAAACCUGAUUUUGGAAAACCGUCAAAACCCAAUGCUUACCAACCACAAAACAGACAAAACAAUGAUAACAGUCAAGUAAAACCAGACUUUGGAAAACCAUCGAAGCCCCAGACGUACCAAGCUCAAAAAGGGCAAAACACGGAUAACAGUCAAAUAAAACCUAACUUUAGAAAACCUUCAAAACCCGAGACUUACCAACCUAAAAUUGGACAAAACAAAGCUAACGGUCCAACUAAACCAGACUUUGGAAAGCCUUCAAAACCUCAGAAUUAUCAUACCUCAGAUAUGAACAAUGCAUUAGAGAAAACCGGACAAACUCAAUCUGAAGUGAAGUACGGUACGUCAAAGCAAAAUAAUGUCAAACAAAAUUUUGCAAAAGAUGUAUUCUUUAAGAAAUAUUUAUCAUCGUCAACUCAAACUUUAAAUUUGAAAAAUGCUAAAAAUAUGUUGGAACAACUAAAAAAGAUGUAUUUGAUUAACAGAAUAAAAUCAACCACUGGGUUUGGCAAGAACAUCCAAAAUUACCAAGGACAAAACAAAGAUAACAGUCAAACAAAAUAUAGUGCUAAAACUAUGCCAAAUAAACAUUUGCCAACAUUCGGAAAACCAGACAAACCAGAUGUUAACAACAACGGAUAUACUGUUAAAACUAUGCCGGAUAAACCUUUACCGAAAUUCGGAAAACCAGACAAACCAGAUUUUAACAACAAUCGAUAUCCUGGUAAAACUAUGCCAAAUAAACCUUUACCGAAAUUCGGAAAACCGGAUAAGCCAGAUGUUAACAACAACGGAUAUACUGGUAAAACUAUGCCGGAUAAACCUUUACCGAAAUCCGGAAAACCAGACAAACCAGAUGUUAACAACAACGGAUACACUGGUAAAACUAUGCCAAAUAAACCUUUACCGAAAUUCGGAAAGCCAGAUAAACCGGAUUUUAACAACAACGGAUAUCCUGGUAAAACUAUGCCAAAUAAACCAUUACCUAAAUUCGGAAAACCAGACAAACCAGAUUUUAACAACAACGGAUAUGCUGCUAAAACUAUGCCAAAUAAACCAUUACCGAAAUUCGGAAAACCGGGUAAGCCAAAUUUUAACAACAACGGUUAUACUGGUAAAACAAUGCCAAAUAAACCUGUACCGAAAUUUGGAAAACCAGACAAACCAGAUAUUAACAACAACGGAUAUCCUGGUAAAACUAUGCCAAAUAAACCAUUACCGAAAUUUGGAAAACCAGACAAACCAGAUAUAAACAACAACGGAUAUGCUGCUAAAACUAUGCCAAAUAAACCAUUACCGAAAUUCGGAAAACCGGGUAAGCCAAAUUUUAACAACAACGGUUAUACUGGUAAAACAAUGCCAAAUAAACCUUUACCGAAAUUUGGAAAACCAGACAAACCAGAUAUUAACAACAACGGAUAUACUGGUAAAACUAUGCCAAAUAAGCCUUUACCGAAAUUCGGAAAACCGGGUAAGCCAGAUAUUAACAACAACGGAUAUACUGGUAAAACAAUGCCAAAUAAACCUUUACCAAAAUUCGGAAAACCGGAUAAGCCAGAUAUUAACAACAACGGAUAUACUGGUAAAACAAUGCCAAAUAAACCUUUACCAAAAUUCGGAAAACCGGAUAAGCCAGAUGUUAACAAUAACGGAUAUGCUGCCAAAACAAUGCCAAAUAAACCUUUACCUAAUUUUGGAAAACCAGACAAACCAGAUUUUAACAACAACGGAUAUCCUGGUAAAACUAUGCCAAAUAAACCUUUACGGAAAUUCGGAAAACCGGAUAAGCCAGAUGUUAACAAUAACGGAUAUGUUGCUAAAACUAUGCCAAAUAAACCAUUACCGACAUUUGGAAAACCAGACAAACCAGAUUUUAACAACAAUGGAUAUCCUGGUAAAACUAUGCCAAAUAAACCUUUACCGAAAUUUGGAAAACCGGAUAAGCCAGAUGUUAACAACAACAGAUAUACUGGUAAAACAAUGCCAAAUAAGCCUUUACCGAAAUUCGGAAAACCAAAUCAGCAAGAACUGACUAAUAACGGUUAUAAGGUAAAAACUAUGCCAAGUAAACUACCGAAAUUUGGAAACAAAAAUAAGCCGGAAAUGAACAACAACGUUUAUGGACAAAACGCAACACCUAUCAAAUAUAUUUCAAGCUCCGGUAAAUCGGGAAAUCUUAAAAUUCUUAACAAACAAUUACUGAACAUUGAGAAGUCAAACAAUCAAAACUCUUAUAGUGGAUAUAGUUCAAUAAAUAACAAACCAAACUUCGGAAAACCGGGAAAGCCAGAAUUUAACAACAAUGGUUACAUUUCAAAAACAGCUUCAAAUUCAAACAAUCAAAAUGACAAAGCUGUUUAUCAACCUACGCCUAUAUCCGGUAAACCUGUAUUCAAAAACAACAAAUACGAUUCAUCAAGAGGGAACCAAAUGCAGUCUAAAAUCACUAGCCAAACUUCACGCUCUGGAAGUGUUAACUAUGAUAUCAAUUACAAAUAUCAAAGACAAAAUGCAGGACAAACAUCAGGAAAACAAUAUUCUACAGCAGAACUUAACUUGUAUGAUAUAACAAGUACAAACCCAGAAAAAACGAGCUUCGUUUUAAAAACUAUGAGAAAACUGUAUUUAGAACAGCAAGGCAAUCUUCUAAACAAUAAUCAAGCAACUGGACAAAAUACAUAUCAAUCACAAAACAAUGUCAAUACAGCACCGGUUAAACCGUAUCAGCAAAACAUACAACAAUAUGCAAAGCAAAACAAUGUAAAUGUCACAUAUAAUUCACAACAGCAGAACCUCCCCUCAAACAACACACCCCAAAAAGCCUAUCUACCGAACAAACCUGAUGCACCAAACCAAAAUAAACCAAACUACGAAUCGCCUAUUGUGAUAACCAAAUCGUCCAAACAAACUAAUUAUGGUACAAAUUCUGCUGUUUCGAGUACAUCAACUGAAAAAACUAGUGAAACUACAUAUAACACUGACAUCGUAAUCGAAGUAAGUAACGGAGCAAACGGCAAUGGGGUUAUAUAUGGCACAAAUGCACAACCGGACAACGUACAAGGAGCAUCUGCAAAUAAUAAUCAAGGCACCGGAGCACACAACUGUACAGUUAUUAAACCUUGCUGUGGAAAUGACGAUUUCACUUAUUUGUCAGAGUGUUUCUUACCGGCAUCUGUAAAGAAAAAGUGUGAUGGUUUCUGUCCAUGCCCAGCUUUGACUACAUAUACCGACACUGCAGGUUUAAAACCUAUAGUUUCAUCAAACAACGGUAAUAACGGCGUUAGUGGGGUUGGGGCUAAUAAUCAGGCCAGCGUGACUUAUGGAGCUGGGGGAGGAGAUGCGGCUAACGGGAACGAAGGAACUAGUUACGGAGGAGGGGCUGAUCAGGGGCAGGGAGGCUAUAGUAAGACGGGAUCUCUGAGACAAUUUUGCGCCCAAAAAUGUAGAGGUACCAGAUUUAGCCCAGUGUGUACAGCGCAAGGUAGCACCUUUAACAAUGAGUGUAUUGCAAGAUGCAGGGGCGAGGUACCAGCAUGUAAAGGGGCGUGUCCAUGUAAUAAUGAUAACAUAGACGCAGGAUAUAAUGGGAAUAGAAACGCUGACAGCGGCGGUCAUAACCGGGAUGACAUAGAUAUGAAAUAAAACCAUUUUCGACACAGUUGAAGGAUACCAACAUACAAAGAGGGACCCGGUAUAAUAGAAAAUUAUUUUGACACUUGUUCAGAUUAAUCAACUCUGAAAAAAAAAGUAUCUCGAUCAUUUAAGACAACAAUGUGUUUUAAUGUUUAACCGAAAAUAUUCCGUAUAGAAGACCUAUUAAAAGUGAACGUUAACAAUUUACUUAAAAUACUCGGCGUCAACGUGAACACUCGUUUGUUUUUUCGUUUUGUAUCACACUGUUAUUGGUUGGUUUCAUUAAAAACCAGGAAUUCAA
Molecule: messenger RNA, 11882 nt
Organism: Ruditapes philippinarum (Manila clam)
Lineage: Eukaryota; Metazoa; Mollusca; Bivalvia; Venerida; Veneridae
Exons: 5
Coding region: 110-11590 (3826 amino acids)
Source: RefSeq, a predicted model, not a curated record